GGUCCCCUUUUUGGUUUGACACCUCUACUCGAAACGUAAAAAACUUGGGAAGUGCUUGAAUUUGGAAAUAGAAAUAAAAUAAGAAAAAUGGCAGCACCGAUGGGAAAGGAUGACCUGGAGAAGCUGAAGAGCUUCAUCGAGUUCGUGGACGCGAAUCCAACGGUGGUGAAUGUGCCGCAGCUUAAAUUUGUCAAGGAUUUUAUUGAAAAGUUUGGCGGCCGGGUGCCGACAGGCGACUUUAAGAUGCCAGACGCCGCUGCAGGCGGAAAAUGCCCAUUUGGCGGCGAUGCCGGUGCCAAAUCGAAGCCGGCUGCUGCUGGUGCCUCGACCCCAGACUCCGAGGGAGUCAGCAUCGAUUCGGAUGCAAGCGAUGAUGAGUUUGCAUCGGACUCCGAGUCUGAUGUUGAGCUGGAUAUGGAAGGCGUUCUACAGCCCGACCUUGACCCGGCCCAGCCCAUGGGUGACUCUGCCAAAGAGGUCACCGAUGAGGAGAUGGACCAGGCCGGCGAUGUGCGCGGCGAGGCCGCCAAGGCCUAUGGUGAGCAGAAGUUCGAGGAGGCCAUCGGCCUCUACACCAAGGCCAUUGAGCUGAAUCCCGGCAAUGCACUCUACUAUGCCAAGCGCGGCCAGGCUUUCCUCAAGCUGAAGAAGCCCAAUGCCUGCAUUCGUGACUGCGAUAAAGCCCUUGAGCUGAACUGCGACUCAGCGGCCGCCCACAAGUUCCGUGGACGCGCCCAUCGCCUGCUGGGCCAGUUUGAGGAGGCCGCCAAGGAUCUGCGCCAGGCCUGCAAGCUGGACUUUGACGAGGAGACCGACGAGUGGCUGCGCGAGGUGACGCCCAAUGCAAAGAAGAUCGAGCAGCACCGUGUCAAGCUGGAGCGCAAGCAGGCUGAGCGCAAGGUCAAGGAUCGUCUGCGUGCCCAGAAUAAGGCACGCAAAGAGCAGGAGAAACAAAAGGCCUCGGCUGGUUCGACAGGCGGCUUCCCAGGCGGAGCUGCUGGUGGAUUUCCUGGCGGUUUCCCCGGUGGCUUCCCUGGCGGUUUCCCCGACGUUGGUGGCGCUGGCGGCAUGCCCAAAAUGGCUGAGAUGCUUGGCCUGAUGAAGGAUCCUGAGGUGGCUGCUGCCAUGCAGGAUAUCCUCGCUAAUCCGGCCAACAUUUCCAAGUAUGUGUCCAACCCGAAGAUCUUCAACUUGGUGAAGAAUAUCUUCCCGGGUGGCGACCCAACCGGAGCUGGUGCCUUUGGCUCAGGAGCUGCCUUUGGCCAGGAAAAAGAUGAAAAAGAGGAAAAAGACACGCCCAGUGAUAGCAGCGAGCCGAAGGCCAAGAAGGAUUCGGCGGACUUUGUCGACGAUGGCCUCGACUAAGGGUCAAGGUCAGUUCUGGAGCAGCAGCAGCCGCAGCAGCAGAGGAGUGUGUUGUAGCGGCAAAAACAGAAACAUAAAUAUUGAAAAACAACUAAAAACAAAGACAAGCAUAUACACACAGCAAGAGACAUAGAACACACACACAAACACACAACACACACACACACACACACGUAAAAUCACACUCUCCCGUAAGAGACACACACAUGAGACAGAGCAGGAUGGCAACACACGAGAGCAGUGCCAAGCCGCUGGCGCUGGCACUGGCACUGGCCUUGCCGCUUGCUUGCUCGCUCGGAGUUGAAUUUAUAUUUUUGUUGAUAAAAGCUUUCCCUACGCCAUACCGCCAUACCCUAAAGAAUGAACAGAGCGAAUGGAUUGUUUUCCCCUUCUUGACAACAACAACAAGAACAACAACACCACCACAUUCUUUAUAGAAAUAACAACAACAACAACAAAGAAAAGCAACAAACUGUCGAUCGGUCUAGUUCAACUAAUGUUCGAUAGGAAGAAGCUCCAAACGAAAGCAAUUACAUAUAAUAUAAAUUAGCCUUAAUUAUUGCUCCCCCACACUCGCCACACUCUCACACACACACACACACACACACACACAACAAAAAACCAGCAGCCAGAGACAGAGCAGCAGAAGGUGAAAAUGAACAAAGGAAAAUAAACAAAAAAAAGAAACAAACAAACGGAUGUAGGAGGACGAAACAAGAUUUGUUAAACAAAAUUGUACUGAGAGUAGGAUUUGAUUAAUAAUUGAACUAAGCAAAUGCAUUUAGCAUACAAUCAACCAACACCACCACCACCACCACCACCACCAGAGAAGCACCCACUCACCCACUCAUCCACUCACCCACCCAACACAUGCGGAAUGCGCCCACAUUCAGCCACUCAUAAGGCACCCAACACACAUGCAAAACACAUUCAAUACAUCAUAUACACACAUACUUAUGUACAUGCGCAUAUUCACAUGUCAAACAUUCAUCAGCGAGAUCAAUGGAAAUAAAAAACAUUUGAGAACCCAAAAA
Messenger RNA from Drosophila obscura, 2399 nucleotides. RefSeq names its product hsc70-interacting protein 1-like. The record is from RefSeq and is a predicted model, not a curated record. Lineage: Eukaryota; Metazoa; Arthropoda; Insecta; Diptera; Drosophilidae. Gene Ontology annotation, molecular function: protein dimerization activity; Hsp70 protein binding. The transcript is spliced from 3 exons. The coding region runs from base 88 to 1365 and encodes 425 amino acids.